AUGAAUCCCCUACAUCACACACCAUGUAACCCCUACAACACACCAUCUGCCCCAGAUGACACACCAUCUGCCCCCUACGACACACAAUCUACCCCCUACGACCCACCAUGUAUCCCCUACAACACACCAUCUACCCCCUACAACACACCGUCUGCCCCCUACGACACACCAUCUCCCCCCUACGACACACCAUCUGCCCCCUACGACACACCAUCUGCCCCCUACGACACACCAUGUAUUCCCUACAACACACCAUCUGCCCCCUACGACACACCAUGUAUCCCCUACAACACACCAUCUGCCCCCUACAACACACCACCUGCCCCCUACAACACACCAUGUAUACCCUACAACACACCAUCUGCCCCCUACGACACACCAUGUAUCCCCUACAACACACCAGCUGCCCCCUACAACACACCACCUGCCCCCUACAACACACCAUGUAUCCCCUACGACACACCAUCCUCCUCUACGACACACCAUCUGCCCCCUACGACACACCAUCUGCCCCCUACGACAAACCAUCCUCCUCUACGACACACCAUCUGCCCCCUACGACACACCAUCCUCCUCUACGACACACCAUCUGCCCCCUACAACACACCAUCCUCCUCUACGACACACCAUCUGCCCCCUACGACACACCAUCUGCCCCCUACGACAAACCAUCCUCCUCUACGACACACCAUCUGCCCCCAACAACACACAAUGAAUCCCCUACAACACACACCAUGUAACCCCUACAACACACCAUCUGCCCCCUACGACACACCAUCUGCCCCCUACAACACACCAUCCUCCUCUACGACACACCAUCUGCCCCAAACAACACACCAUGAAUCCCCUACAACACACACCAUGUAA
Messenger RNA from Haliotis rufescens (red abalone), 867 nucleotides. Its product is annotated as DNA-directed RNA polymerase II subunit RPB1-like. NCBI's taxonomy places the organism in Eukaryota, Metazoa, Mollusca, Gastropoda, Lepetellida, Haliotidae. The record is from RefSeq and is a predicted model, not a curated record. The transcript has a single exon. The coding region runs from base 1 to 867 and encodes 288 amino acids.